AUGUCGCAGCAACUUAAUACAGCUCAGUUAUUUUUUGAAUAUUCUUUUCAAGCCACCACAUGCGUGCGCGAUGAAGACCGCGAAAACUCUGUUCAAGCCUGGCAGAGCCAACCAUGGAAUCAUCGACAACAAGAGGAAUCGGUACAACACCAGCUGCCACAACAGCACACUAACCGCCAGAUAGCUGUACGAUAUCCAGCUUCGCAACCAAUACAUCAAGAGUAUAUAAGUGGCUUAAAUCAGCGUUUAUCAUUUACAGAUUUUCUGAAUGACUCACAAGACGUAUUGCAAACAGGACAACAAUUAUCUACUGUCAUGUUUACCUCCAGUGGACGGCCAACGUAUUUUAUUUCGCAAUUGGCACACCAACAACAAACGCCGCCGGUAUAUAUAUACGAUUCGAAUCUAACUGUAAAUGAACGGUUGCCAAGUUCUAUUCAGCCACCGAAUGUGAACGGUGGUCUGUUUUCUCAACAAAAUUUACCAUGGAUUAGGGCAACAAAACUCUGUUUAAGAUAUGCGUGGAGUUUUGCCAUCGGAGUAUGUCCAAUCAAAGGUCCAUCCACCGACAGAGACAAUUCCACUCUUAUCUCAGUCACAAGCAGGUAUCCAGCAAUCAUUCCAACUACCAAACAACUUUGA
Messenger RNA from Paraglomus brasilianum, 642 nucleotides. The record is from the annotation of a GenBank genome assembly. NCBI's taxonomy places the organism in Eukaryota, Fungi, Glomeromycota, Glomeromycetes, Paraglomerales, Paraglomeraceae.